GGGGUGUUUUCGUCAUUGACACUGUACGAGAACCCUACUUUAGUUUCAGGUUGUGGUUUCCUCUUGUCAGUUCGGUGGGUUUUGUUUUGUCUGAGAAAGGUCAUCCUUCAUCGUUUCUGCUUCGAUCUACUCGGAAUGAAUCUUGGAGUGAAGAUGGUGCCAAAGAAGAUGGCGGUUCUCUACCAUUACCCUUGCCAUGACGGUGUUUUUGCUGCCUUGGCUGCUCAUCUCUACUUCUCAGCAAACUCAAUCCCUUCGAUUUUCUUCCCAAACACAGUCUACUCUCCUAUCACAAUGAGCCAGCUUCCUCUCCAAGAUAUCAGCCAUCUCUAUCUUCUUGAUUUCACAGGACCGCCAGGUUUUGUCCAACGAGUCUCUCCCAACGUUGACAAUGUAGUCAUCCUCGACCACCAUAAAACCGCUAUUGAGAGCCUCGGUGAUGUCUCUUCCACUUGCAAGAACGUCACCAAAGUUUUGGACGUAGGGAGAAGCGGCGCCACCAUUGCGUUUGACUAUUUUACUCGGAAGCUGAUGGAAGAGUCUCGAGGAAACUGCAGAGAGAUGAAUGAUUUCAGGAGAAUGAGGCGUGUUUACGAGUACAUUGAAGACGCAGAUAUCUGGAAGUGGGAACUACCAGAGAGCAAAGCAUUCAACAGCGGGAUCGUGGACUUAGGGAUCGAAUACGAUCUCAAUCAGAACGAGUCACUGUUUCAGCAGCUACUCUCGUUGGAUCAUGAAAGCGUGAUCAAAAGAGGGAAAGAGAGUUUGUCAAGGAAACAUAAACUGAUUCAGGAGGCGCUGGAACAGUCCUACGAGAUUGUUCUUGGAGGUGAUGAAGAGUUUGGUCGGUGUUUGGCUGUAAAUGCAGAUGAGAUUGCAGAGCUUAGAAGCGAACUAGGGAAUCAAUUGGCUGAGAAGAGCGGGCGUAUGAGAUUACGAGGCGUUGGAGCUGUUGUUUACAGAGUCCCAGAGCUUGAGGAUGAGACAAAACUGAAAAUAAGUUUGAGGAGUGUUGCAGAAGAAGACACAACACAGGUUUCACAGAGAUUCGGAGGUGGUGGUCAUAAAAACGCAAGCUCCUUCCUGUUAAGCUCAGUGGAGUUGGAGCUAUGGAAGGUGAAAAGAUACUCUUCUUCUAAUACAUUAUUGAAGUAGAGACAUGUUCUCUCAAUGAGUUACUUCAACUCUUUAUAGUUUUGACAAAUUUUUGGUUCUCCUAUCCGGUUGAUUCAGAUUUGGUGUUGAUCUUA
Messenger RNA from Raphanus sativus (radish), 1250 nucleotides. RefSeq lists its product as uncharacterized. The transcript has 2 exons. Lineage: Eukaryota; Viridiplantae; Streptophyta; Magnoliopsida; Brassicales; Brassicaceae. The record is from RefSeq and is a predicted model, not a curated record. Bases 136 to 1155 code for a protein of 339 amino acids.